AUGAUGUUUCAAACAAUUUUGGUGCUGGCACUACUGGCAAUUCUGCCAUAUGCCACUCCAUCGCCUCUGAGCGAUCGCCCACGCUCAGUCGGUACGAUGACAAGAAGCAUUAUUACAUCAACAAUCACAUAUCCAGACCUUCUAGCGGCAAGGCACAUAACGACUGAAUCACUGCCUGUAGGAACCACCACUACAACCGCUACUACUACAUCCGCCGCCAGUUCUACCACAGAGACCGGCCCCGCCCCGAUUCCAACCAAAACAAAUGUGAAAGGCUGCCAUGUCGAAGGAGUUCCGAACGCAUAUAUGUUAUCGAAUACGUGGGGAAGUUCCCGAGCUUCCGAUGUACUCCUCUGCCAGCUGAAGUGCAUGUACAUCUCGCAAUGCCAGUCCUACUCCUUCCGCGCGCCUUCGACUACUAGAGAGGAUAAUUGCGUCUUCUACCAUAUGUUCAUCACGAGGGGGCCACAAGGCGUGAUUCCAAGUCGGACUAGUGGGAUAUUCUUUUCGGAUAAGUAUCCUGGGGACGGAAGCAAUUUCUGCUACGGCAGUAGAGAGCUUUAA
Venustampulla echinocandica is the source of this 564-nucleotide messenger RNA. RefSeq lists its product as uncharacterized. The transcript has a single exon. The coding region runs from base 1 to 564 and encodes 187 amino acids. The record is from RefSeq and is a predicted model, not a curated record. NCBI's taxonomy places the organism in Eukaryota, Fungi, Ascomycota, Leotiomycetes, Helotiales, Pleuroascaceae.